AGCACUGCGUCAACAUCAGCAUCCACCUGCAAGUGUUUGGAUGUGUGAUCGCUACGAUGCGAACGGGGACAACAGUCGGAUUAUUGCAGCGUAUUGAUGAAGAAAUCUUUCAAUAAGUGUUGUGACACUGCUGCAGCGCGUUCUCAUUUCAGGGGAUUAAUAGCGCCCCUCCGCGCGUUGCCGCUACUUGAAUGACAAUUAAAAGCAAGAAAACGUCUCAGUCGCAGAGGAAACCUACGACAUCUCUUUUAAGUUCGGUGCCCAAAAAGACGCCGGGCCAACGGCUUAAUGCUGGUUUCUGCUGGGAUGUCAUCUGAAAAUGCUGCGUCACAUAAAGUCCGUGAGGCGUCGGAGGCUGAACCCCUGAGGAUUGUUCUGUUGGGGAGGACGGGAACAGGCAGGAGCUCCUCGGGUAACACCAUCCUGGGCAGGUCGGCCUUCUGGGUCACCGCCUCCCCCUGUUCGGUCACCGCGCGGUGCGAGAGACAGUUCGGGACGGUCCACGGGCGGAGCAUCGCUGUGAUUGACACGCCGGGCUUCUUACACACGCGGCUGUCCCCCGAGGAGGUCAUGGCAGAGGUGGGACAGAGUAUCGCCCUGUCCUCUCCGGGACCCCACGCCUUUUUGGUGACCCUGCAGCUCGGCAAGUUCACCCAGGAGGAAAGGGACGCCUUGCAGUGGAUCAAGGCCACGUUUGGACCUGGAGCCACCAGGUUUACCACAGUCCUGUUCACCUGGGGAGACCAGCUGCGGGGCAAAAGCAUCAGGGACUUCCUGGGGGAGAGCGAAGAACUGUCCCAGUUUGUCAGCAGCUGCCGCGGAGGGUGCCACGUCUUUGAUAACAGUGGACAGGACGAGACGGCGGCGGCCUUGCAACAGGUGGCCCAACUCCUGGAGAAGGUGAAUGACACUGUGGCAAGCAAUGGAGGCGGUUGCUAUAGCAACGAGAUGUUCAAGGAAGCGGAGAGGGCCAUCAGGGAGGCGCAAGAGAGGAUUCUGGGAGAGAGAGGACACAAGGUGGAGACGCCUAAGGCGGCGGCUACAAACCCAGAGGUGCAGAGACCCGAGACGGGGAGGAGGAGGAGGGAGGAAGAGGAGAGGAGAGAAGAAGAGGAGGCCAGGAAACGAGCCGAGAGGCUUUUCUGGUGUGAGUUGUUGACAGCUGUGGGGAAAGGCGCUGCAGAGGGAGCAGGGAUCCUGGGGAAAGACGACAAAGGGAAAGGGAAGGCCGUGAGGAAGGCGAAGGUGGUGGAGAGGGCAGCGGCUCUGGCGGCGUCGCCGCUCUCCGUCACUUCAGCCGCGAAAGCGGUGGGAGGAGCCGUGAGAGAAGGAAGCAAGGUGCUCUAUAAACACAGGAAAACUUUCCUGAAAACACCUCACUGACUAAAGUCAAGAAUCUCUUAUUGCAGUGGAGAGGAUGAUGUGUCAAAGUCACUCAGCUGUAUUGUUUUUUUUUUUUUUUUUUUUUAAUUUAACGUCCUCAAUCUCUGUUUUAACAGGAGCACAAUGCACCACCUUCAAACCAUUCUGUUAAGGAAUGCAUUUCUAUCUGUGCUUUUAUGUGUGUGUAGCGUUCAGAAAGGUAAACAUCCUGGUUGUCAUGUAGAUUGGUAACAAAGAAAAUAGCCACUCCUUUAAAUUGAAUACACAUGUUAUAAUAAAAGGGAAGGUCAUAAAA
This is a messenger RNA of Gasterosteus aculeatus aculeatus (three-spined stickleback), 1678 nucleotides long. Its product is annotated as GTPase IMAP family member 7. Gene Ontology annotation, molecular function: GTP binding. The record is from RefSeq and is a predicted model, not a curated record. NCBI's taxonomy places the organism in Eukaryota, Metazoa, Chordata, Actinopteri, Perciformes, Gasterosteidae.